Messenger RNA from Penaeus indicus, 1597 nucleotides. RefSeq lists its product as uncharacterized. The transcript has 3 exons. Lineage: Eukaryota; Metazoa; Arthropoda; Malacostraca; Decapoda; Penaeidae. The coding region runs from base 291 to 1310 and encodes 339 amino acids. The record is from RefSeq and is a predicted model, not a curated record.
GGUAGAUUUUCUGUGUCUAUUUUAUCUGUUAUCUCCUUUUUUAUCCUUCAUAAAUUAUCUGAUCUUUUUUAUUUGAAUAACUUAUUCAGGUUGGUUUUGAUUGUGAUUUUUAUUUGUAACAGUAGUUUAUCAUGUCACAACUAUUGGAAAUGCCUAUAUGAAUUUUGCUCUGUGGAAUGUGUUAUAGGUGUAUGACUGCCAACUUGUAAAUACAUUUUAUUCCCUAUUAACAUUUUAUUUCCUAUUAACUUAUUAAACUUCAAACAGACAUACAACCACUGACCCCCACAAUGCUGCUGAAAUCUCCAUAUCAACCUCUGGUGCAAGAACUCCUUGAAACGUUAGAACCAGAUGCUUUGCGAGGCCUUGCACUCACUGCCACCAACAACCGCAUCCAUCCAACAAAUUGUAGAGAAGCAAUAGAAAUUAUCCUCAUGCAUACAGAAGACCUUGGCAAAUUCUUUUCAUACAGACGCAUCAAAGCACAAGUUCUGUUUGUUUACUUGCAUCGUCAUGAAAUACCUGUGAAUGCACACUCAAGCAGGACACAGCUGGCAGUGGCAGUACAGCAGUUUUGGAUGAAACGUCUCAAUGGUGGCUCCACCUUGACAAACCCAAAGAGAAGAAGCAAUGAUAAAAGUAAAAAAGAGGCAAAUCCACAUCAUUCUGUUCCACCAGGACAGCUGCAGGUAGUGAGCAGGCAGAAUCAGACUCCUGCCAGUCUAGAGGUUGUCAGUCAAGAAAAUGAAGAAGUUAAGAAUAGACAAGUAGCCCUACUAAGUAAAGAAGAUACUUUAUCACAGAUUGAGCUUACAAAGAAAGUGAAAUCUGAUGAUUUUGCAAGAGUGUUUUGUGAGUGGUAUUAUAGUAUGAUAAACUACCUGCAGCCUGUGUGUUCUCAUCAGCCAGGAGACACAUUCAGAGAAUCAGUGUUCUGCAGUAAUAGCUCAGUAGAUGUGUAUCUCAUUGGCAGCGCAAGAGAGGAAAAGCAUGCCACAGGACAGGCCAACUCUUACGCACUUCUCCGAGAAGUCUUUGGACAGACAGAACUUCUUUUUUCUCCAAAUCUGUCUAGUGGAAUUCAGGCUCAGAAAAGUGAGCACGGCAUGAUCAGGAUUUUCUCCUGUGGAACCCUACAUAAACUUAAUUCAUUUGUUGGUAUUUAUGAACAAGAGUUUGGGCUUGUAUUUUGCCCAGUAGACCGAGCAUGGAAGAUAAUGUAUACCAAAAUAAAUUUAAAGCACAUGAGUGUUGAGCCACAAAUGCCAUCUCUUCCACCAUGUGAAGUGUUUGCAAUAGAGCAGAGUUAAUAAGAAUGUUUAGUGAAAAACAAAAUAAUAGAACAUCCUCUUCUGUGAAUAGGAUUGUCCAUUGCGAAUUGCAGCUUUUCCAGGAACUUUUACAUUUUGUAAACAAUAUGAUAUUAUUUGUAUGUAAUGGUAUAUUUUUAGGCUGUAGUCCCACACAGUAUACAUAAGAUUUAUAUUUUAACUUAUAAACAGGAUCAAUAAUGUUUUUUUCUUGGAAUUAAAUGUAUGUUAUUAAAAGUUCAUGCCAGUGCUCAUUAAAGAUGUGUAUAUAUAUAUUAAAAAAAAAA